Messenger RNA from Melanaphis sacchari, 853 nucleotides. RefSeq names its product cuticle protein 19.8-like. The coding region runs from base 71 to 457 and encodes 128 amino acids. The record is from RefSeq and is a predicted model, not a curated record. The transcript has 2 exons. Lineage: Eukaryota; Metazoa; Arthropoda; Insecta; Hemiptera; Aphididae. Gene Ontology annotation, cellular component: extracellular matrix.
CAGUUGACAGUUAUCGGGAUAAUUGUUCACGUACAUCUUAAAUCUACUAACGUAAACAGAAUACGAACAUAUGACAAUGGCUGUCGAGAUGAUCGUUUUCGUUACAUGUCUGUCAUCCGUCCUGGCUCAAUACGUCGUACCGGCAUACCCCGCUUACCACGUGACAUCGGCAAAAGCUUACGUACCGGUAGAACCCGUCAACGUGCCGACGCCGUACAACUUUGGGUAUAGCGUGAACGACCCAAGCACUUACGACGUCAAGAGCCAGGCUGAGUCCAGCGACGGCAACGGUAACGUAAAAGGCUUUUACAGCCUUUUGGAAGCCGACGGUUCAACGCGCACCGUCGAGUAUACCGCCGACGACUACAACGGGUUCAACGCUGUCGUCAAGAAGGAAGGCGGAUAUGCUUCCGAUGUCGCUUAUAAACCUGCAACAGCACCGUACAAGUUGUACUGAGAAAGAGAAAUAGAGUGACGACCAAUCGUCACCGCGACCUUCGUCCUCGACUGUAAUCCACGUGCCACGCACGUUUCCGGUCGCGUCGCUGUUGACACAUAUCCAGUCAUUAUACUAUUAUAUUAUAUAUUAUUAUUAUACCUACACGUUCUGCAGCUAGCAGCUAUUGCAUGGACAGCAGUUCACGUACCUACAUAUACUCAUAUAACUAUAGGUCAUUAGAGCGGUUCGUACACUUUAAGAUAAUUAUUAUUAGUUACCUUGUAAAUAAUUAUAAGCUACGAUUUAUCUGAAACCAAUAUGUAGUUGAUAGUUAUUUGUAUAUUAUGUACGUUUAUCCACUGCAGUUUUUCGUGCUAUAUUAUUAUCAUUUAUUAUUAAGCUAUUGACACAAUA